Colletotrichum aenigma is the source of this 1086-nucleotide messenger RNA. It is a transcript of the gene yanF-7, whose product is annotated as FAD-dependent monooxygenase yanF. Gene Ontology annotation, molecular function: FAD binding. The transcript is spliced from 3 exons. The coding region runs from base 1 to 1086 and encodes 361 amino acids. The record is from RefSeq and is a predicted model, not a curated record. Lineage: Eukaryota; Fungi; Ascomycota; Sordariomycetes; Glomerellales; Glomerellaceae.
AUGAAAUUCGCGAAUUGUCUCCGCGCUUUUGCGCCCAUCAGCCUGUCUACCUUGAUAGCGGCUCAACAACGUUUGUCGCCUACAGGCUUCAAAGGGUGUGAUGCCCUCAUCGCUGCAGGCCUCGGUGACAUGCUAGUCUUCCCUGCAGAUUUAGGUUACCGUGAAAGCACAUCUUCAUACUAUUCUUCAGAAAACAGACGACUGCAGCCUUACUGUAUCGUUCAACCUCUUUCUACCGAGGAUGUGUCACGCUCUGUCAAAGCCUUGGGUGCGGUCAGUUCCGCAGGCAACUGGGACAUUGCCGUACGCUCCGGUGGUCACUCUGACUUCGACAACAAUGCAGCUCGUCGUGGCGUCACGAUAGAUCUUACCUUUUUGAACUCGACAACUAUUCUUGGGGGCAUUGGGGGAAAUACUACCGCAACGUGGACAGGGUCGAGCAAGUUGACCAAGCAUGUGGCUAAAAUACAACCUGCAGCAAGAUGGGGUAAUGUUAUCAGCACUUUGGAGCCGUUCAACCUCGGAGUGACCGGCGGGCGCUCCGGUCACGUUGGGGCAGGCGGACUGUUGGUGUCUGGCGGUGCGUCGUAUCAUACUCAGCUAUGGGGUCUGUCAUGUGACAACGUCAUCGGGUAUGAAGUCGUCCUCGGCGACGGCUCCAUCGUUACCGCCAGCAACACUGAGAACGCGGACCUAUUUAAAGCUCUCAAGGGAGGCGGCAAUAAUCUCGGCAUCGUCACACGCUUCGACAUGCGAACAUUCACCGUUCCUCCAGGUGGUGCUUAUGGCGGUCUGCUUUUCACCUCAUGGUCUGACCUCGAUGCCGUCAAUGACCAGUUCGUCAAGUAUGCCAGUUCUAUUGAACAUGGUAGUCCUGAUCACGAAUUUAUCGUCUAUCGGUCUGAUGCCGGUAGCCUUUCCAUUAUGUCAAUGGCAGUAGCCACGGACGGAAACGAGCACUCGGCUACUUUCGAGGCUUUCAACCGGCUUAACCUUACGAGGGAUAUGCGAGCACGGAGAUCGCUCAGUCAAAUAGCCGCAAGCAUUGCCGAUACCGGCGGCUCCUACUACAGCAGCCGACCAUAG